GCUGAAGUGUGUUUGGCAGUAAACUCUUAAGUACUACCGUUAUAAAUCUUAACGUUUUCGGGAACGUACAAGAGCUGUUCGGCUGCAUGCCUUGUUGCCGAAAUGUUCACAUCCAACUUGCGACAACGAUUAGAUGACCCUGGAUAGACAGCAUUCUUACAAUGUUAAUUUGGUUAAAACUAGCAGCAGGGCGUCUGAUGGGUUGCCCUGCUUGCUAGCGACUCCAUGCUAGCGACUACAGGGCACAAACUCAAGCAGUGUUACAGUUCUAGUGAAUCUUACAUUUGCUUUGUGCUCAGCUAUCCAUGCCGCUAGCGGCCUGGAGCGCUCGGAGUGGAGUCCUGCGGCUCGUUCUGGUUCAGUUGCUGUUUUCCACGCUGCCAGCUGCAAUUGAUGGGGAGCAACACGGACGGCAACUGCAGCAAAAUGGAGCUUCCAGCUCGACUGGUUCUGAAGAUGCCAGCAGCUACGUGGUUGUCCCUGGGGUGAAGUAUCGGCCGUUCCUGGCCCUAAAGGACCCCACGCACGCGGCCAGUAAGGACGUACAAACGCUUUAUGAGCAGGGAGCCAGCGUUUCAGCAAUUGCCUACCUGCUAUUCGCAGCAGCAGAGCCGCUCUCCCAAGCGGAAGGCUCGUCCAACGCCCUGCUGCCGUACAUGACUCCCACCAUGCUGCGGCUGUACGUCUCCCGACCCAGUCGCUGCAGCUCCGCGCUGGCUGAGCUGCUGUUCGAGCUCUCGCAGAAUCUGUACGGCACUGCAAGCCUCCAGGCCUGCCACUACGCCCUGUACAGAUCCCUUCAAGACACCUUUGCAUGGGUGCGGGACAACAUCCCGCUCCGAUACCAGCAAAUCCCGAGCCAACCGCUGGCCGUUGCCGCCUGGCCCGACGACACAACUGUUUCCGACUUUGAUUUCAUGUCGGCGGUGCUGGCGGCCCUGUCGAAUGCAGGCCAGCUAGGCGACACCGCAGCCACACUGCUGGAGGGCAGCUGCGGGCUGAACGCCACGGACUUUGCCAUCCUGGUUCCACGCAUCUCCGUGGCACUCUCGCGCUUGCAUGCAGACCUGCCCAUGCUGCAGGACGUUGCAUCCACCCUGCACAACUCGCACUGGACGCCGGCGAGCGUGCGCAACAGCGACGUGCAGGACGGGCUUCUCCGCCGUCGGCGGGCUGCGUUGGAGCACUGGGGAAAGAGGGUGUGGGGCACUUCGGAUGGCAUCGGUUUCACUGCUCGGCCGCCCCGUAAGGAGGGUGCAUUUUCAGGGCUUGGCGCCCUUCCUCAUGAAGCAUCCCUGGAAACGGCGGCGGAGGAGGACGAGGAGGCCCGCAGCCGUAGCCAGGGUGAUAGGCUUGAGCCAGCUGGUAAUGCUGAUCGGAGCAGCAGCAUCAGCAGCACGGAGAGCAGCAGCGCAAGCGGCAGGAGCGGCAGCAGUAGCAGCAUCAGCAGCGAGUUCUCAGACGAGGACGAGGAGGAGGAGCUCCGGCGGGAGCUAGACGACGCGUCUGUUUUCCGCCGCCGGUUGCUGGCGGUGGCGUCCAAUCUGAACUACGCCCUGCCAUCCAGCACCUCCUACACCCUGACCGCCCCCGCCAGCAUGCCGGCGCUCAUGGUGCCCCUGAUCUUCCACGUCAUGCUGUACACGGACAGCACGGGCGCCGUUGCGCCGUCAAAGUACGACCAGGCGCUGUCGUUCAUGCAACGCCUGGUGCGUGUGACCAACCUGAUGGCGAAACCAACGAACUUCCAAUUUUUCAUCAAGGAGGUUCGCAACAGCGCCGCCACCUACCCCUACCUGCUGCUGCCUGACCGCAGCACCUGGCUCAACACGCCCCUGUGCUCCGGAACCUACUGCUUCCAAAACAACACCUACAUGUCCUCGAUGGUGGUUGACUGGCCGCGGACCAUCAACGUCUUCGUUGCGAGCGACUCCACUGCAUCCAGCAGCGUGCCUCUUGGUUACGCCUUCGUGCCCGGGUCCGACAUCACACCCUCGCAGGGCCACGUGUUUAUCACCUGGGACAGCGUCUCCACGGACGGUUCGAAUUCCUUGACCAUGUACGACGACGGUUCCAAUACCCUGUUGCAUGAGCUCUUCCACCAUCUGGGUCUGGUGCACCCGUUUGGCCCCGGCAAUGACGAAGCUAAUACCUGCAGUGACGAUGAUUACGUCAUUGAUACGCCCAGCACUUACGGUGCCGCUAGCACGAGCAGCUUCAUCUCCACCGCCCAGGCCUACUGCAUGGAGCUGUUCUGGGGUCAAUACGCGGGCGACUGGGACGCAGCCUACACGCGCUGGAGCACCAACCUGGGAAUCCCGGUGGCUGACAUGAACGCAUGGGCCGACACCUGCCCCACCCUAGCCGGAUACGAUGAGCUGGGCAACUACAUGACGUACAACACACCGGUGUGCUUCGCGGCGCUGGGGCACUUCACGGCUGGUCAGGCGCAACGCGCGCACUUUGUGACGUCGGAGUUGAACCCCGUGUUGUAUGCUUGGGGGCAAUACUACGCGCAGAACGCUGCUCCACCGCCUCCCAUGGCGUCGCCUCCGCCCGAGUACUACAACAACAUAUGCAAGGCCUCCGCGAACAACUGCGCUUGCAAGAGCUCCUGGACCUACAACGGCAACACCUACUCCUACUGCGACCGAACAGGACUCACCAAUUUCCUAACGUGCGAGGUUGCUGACCCCAGCAGCUGCUCCGACUGCACAUCCACACCCUGCAUCCUCAGCUGCACAGGAACUGCCCGGCAGUGCAAGAAGAGCCUGGCACCCGGCACCACCGCACCUCCUCCGCCACCACCUCGGCCGCCCUCGCCGCCGCCCCUGCCGCCACCGCCGCCCCCUCGCUCCGUCCCCGCUGCGUGCCAGAAAGCCAGCAACGGCUGCGACUGCCGGAGCAGCUGGGAGUUCAACGGCGUCUUCUCCAGCUACUGCGCCUCACCGGACGGCAGCUCACGACUCUGGUGCCAGGUGAGCUCCUCCUGCGCCUUCUUCGACAACACCAAGCCCUACGUGUACUGCCCCGCCAGCCUCAACACCAGCUACUGCGGAGGUCGAGUCUACUUCUCCAACCUGCGCAUCCCGCCAGUCCCGCCCUCCCCGCCCAACGGACCGCCCGCCCCGCCGCCCAACCUAAACCCAAGGCCGCCGCCUCCUUCACCACCUCCCAGCCCCAGCCCUCCUCCGCUCCCUCCCUCUCCGCCUCCCCUCCCGCCGUCUCCCCCGCCCAGCCCCAGCCCCAGCCCGCCUCCCAGCCCUCCACCGGCACAGCCCCCAUCACCCUCACCCCCACCCAGUCCAAACCCAAGUCCGCCGCCAAGUCCCCCGCCGCCAUCUCCUCCGGCGCCGUCGCCGCCCCCACCGCGGCCGCCGUCCCCCCCACCGCCCCCACCGCGCCCACCCUCACCCCCGCCGGCCCCGAGCCCCAUGUCCCCACCCAGUCCGCCGCCACAGCCGAACCCCCGGCCGCCGCCGCGGCCCCCACCCGCGGCUAGCCCGCCACCCUCUGUUACCGUGGCGCAGCUCAAGGCAAGUCUUACCAUCACCGCGGACUGCUCCCUCCUCUCCAACAACAUCACCUCCCUCAAGGCCGACCUGUACCAGGAGAUAGCGCGGGUGCUGGAGAUCCCCGCCAGCUACGUCACCAUCACCAGCCUGGCGUGCGGCAUUGUGGUGGACUACACCGUCGACUUCCCCUCCGGCUCCACCGCUGCAGACGUGUCCGACACCUACAGCGCCGCCGCCUCCCUCAGCUCCCAGGCCAGUGCCAGCUUCCAGGCGCAGUGGGGCGCCGUGAGCAGCUCCACCUCGCAGAGCCUGGCGGUGCUGCAGCCACAGCAACUCUGCCCAGCCGGCACCCAAGCCUCCUCCAUCUGCCCCUCCGCCCCGCCCCCGCCCCCCUCUCCGCCGCCACCCAAGUCCUCCGGCGGCAAGAUCGCCGGCAUCCCCCUCAUCGCCAUCAUUGCAGGAGCAGCCGGCGGAGGCGCCAUCCUCCUAGUCAUGCUCGUCCUCAUCAUCUUCUUCGCCACUCGCAAACCCAACCGCACCGCUCCGGAACCCCAAGUCGUCUACGUACGGCCCGCGGGUUACCCCUCGCCCCCGCCCGCUCCUCGCCCCUCCCUUGCCUCCAUGCCCACGCCGCUCCCGCCCAGCCGCUUGCCCAGCGCAAACUUCCUGCACACGCCCUCGCCGCCGCAACCCCGCUACCCGCCCCACGCCGCCGGCCCGUCCUUCUCAAGUCCCGGGUAUCCCAGGCACGGAGGUAAUGGCGGUGGCGGUGGCGGCGGUGGCGGGUAUUACAACGGGGGUGGGUACCGAAUGGAUGACCCCGGGUACGACAGCGAGUCACCCGGCUACAGCCCCGGAUUCGGGUAUUACGGUCCGCCUGGGGGCAGGCUGCCGCAGGGCCGGCCGCCGCCGUACCAGGAUUACGGGCAGUACUGGUGAGGGAAGGGUGCUGCGCGUGUGCAUGUGUGUAUGGUUAGUGAGGUGUGAGGUGGCAUGGCGGUGAGGAGGAAGUGCGGCGGCGGCGUCAGUAAGAGCGACCCACUCGUGAGUAGUGGGUCGGCGGAGCGGCUUGCGUGGUCGUGGUCAUGUUAAGAUAGCCGAAUGCACACCAGUGGUGGCCUGUACAUAAGGACAAGAGGUGCCUGGAUUGGAAUGGCCAUGGAAACUGCGUUGGACGUUGGUUUUGGAAUGGGUUAGAUGGAUGGGUAACAGAUGCUUUCAAGCUACGAAACGCGAGGCCUAACCUCCUGUUGCAGCUUCUCAGUUGUUAGUACUGUGGCUGGUAUGUAUGUACUUUUGUCAUGUUCAUGUUAAACGCGCGAUGCAGGAGUUAUAGCCGUUCCUUGCAUAACACACCCCUGCCAACACAUGCUAUGGGGUGGGUUUGCAGGGCACGGGCGGUGCUAGUGGGUAAAGAUUAUUGUUGUUUACAUUAUAUGGACCUGAUUGCAGGUUAAGUCUGAGCCGUUUUACCUGUAUUCCUAGACACGUACGGCUCUUGUAUUUCUGUGCUUCCAAGUUGCGUUACACUUUUUAUAUAAAUAGUAUUUUGAACCGCUCCAGCAGGAUUGGUCCAACUCCGGACUGGGCUGCUAGCGCCUUGGUGAGGGGCUUUUGUUGUUUUGGGUUACAACCCACGUUCACUGCAGCUUGACGUAUAAGCUUGGACGUGUGGAUGUUCGCAGCACGGUCCAGGGGUGGUUGUGUUACUGCUCCUUGGUGGCAUGGGGAUGCAUGCCUAGGGAGCGAGCAACGUUUGCAUGCGAUGCAUAUUGCAGGAAACGCUAAGAUCCCACGUAAGAACACACGUGGCGGAAUGGCUUGAGGGGCCCUGAGGGGACAUUAGGACUCUGCCUUUUCGCGUUGCGGUCAUUUUGUGAUUAGCCUACUACGGCGCUUCCUCCGUCGGUUGGAGCGUGUGUGUUUUCAGGAUUUCCCUGGCUUGCCAACCACCUGUACAUUCAUCCGUUGCAUGCCGUGUUGGGAAGGAAAGGGAGGCUGUGUGAUUGCGUUAGGGAACGAUUUUGGCUUUCACGGUUGUUCCUUCUUUGUGUUUUCUCAAGGCAGCAGUCACUGCCCGGUUCCUUACCCCAGUGGGGUUGCAUUAUCGAGGAGGUGCGUCGUGCGUGUUCUGUUAACCAACGCCACGAUACUUCACGUGCAUUGGUACCACAUUGACUGUGCUGGUUCUAACCACUACUAAUAUUUGCAUGGUUACAUGCACGCAUGGAACGAUACUGUUGUUAUAGAGAGUGCGUAAUUAAGCGUUGGCCUGCCUUGGCUUUGGUUGUGUACAGUCGCCGAGAAGGCGGCCUAGUUGGGACGUUCACGCGUCCACGCAGAAACUUCGACCUCUCUCCGCGGAGGGACCGUGCGUUGUUGCGGUUCUGUUGCCUGCCUGCUUGCAAUUCCUUACUUGUGCGGUCCUGAGGGGAUCUUGCCAUGAGUGUGGAACCGUAUU
This is a messenger RNA of Astrephomene gubernaculifera, 5976 nucleotides long. The record is from the annotation of a GenBank genome assembly. NCBI's taxonomy places the organism in Eukaryota, Viridiplantae, Chlorophyta, Chlorophyceae, Chlamydomonadales, Astrephomenaceae.